This is a messenger RNA of Spea bombifrons (plains spadefoot toad), 1847 nucleotides long. RefSeq names its product solute carrier family 38 member 5 (gene SLC38A5). Lineage: Eukaryota; Metazoa; Chordata; Amphibia; Anura; Pelobatidae. Bases 290 to 1786 code for a protein of 498 amino acids. Gene Ontology annotation, biological process: glycine transport; serine transport; L-histidine transmembrane transport. Gene Ontology annotation, molecular function: L-glutamine transmembrane transporter activity; glycine transmembrane transporter activity. The record is from RefSeq and is a predicted model, not a curated record. The transcript is spliced from 17 exons.
ACGACUCCCCUUCCUUAACCAGACAUACGCCGUGGGGAGGUCACCUUCAUAAAUAGUCAAAUAGUUCUAAACAGUGAUAGGAAACCCCGAAAUCUUCACGGCUCUGCGCAUGAGAGAAGCUCGUCUGACACCAGCGAGCCCCUCGGCUCCAGGUGAUGAUGGUUACCAUUGGCUGUAAAUCCCUGUAACAGACGUCUGCCGCAAUUCGCCGAUCCCAGAUUUCUGUGUCCUCCCUCCUGGAUCCUUUUAUUUUUAAUCAACUUCCCAAAGCCACCAUCUGGAAACCACCAUGGAAAUGGAGAAUUUGGCAGAUGGUGAAGAUUCCCACAUGUUAAACGGCAGCGUCUCCGAGAGCCUAAACACUGACAGAAUGACACUGGAUGAAGGGUAUGAGCCGGAAGAAGCUGCGAUUCCAGAACAGGAGGAGUUCUUACCCCAUGUGCCUAACCAGAAAACCCACUUUACAGAUUUUGAAGGAAAGACGUCGUUUGGCAUGUCUGUAUUUAACCUGAGCAACGCCAUCAUGGGCAGCGGAAUCCUCGGCCUGGCAUAUGCCAUGUCCAACACAGGCAUCAUCCUCUUUGUGUUUCUUCUGAUUGCCAUUGCCGUAUUGUCAAGUUACUCCAUCCACCUCCUUCUGAAGUGCUCGGGCGUUGUGGGUAUUCGUGCCUACGAGCAACUGGGACAACGAGCGUUUGGUUCUGGGGGAAAGAUUCUGGCUGCUCUGAUCAUAACAAUGCACAAUGUGGGCGCAAUGUCUAGUUACCUCUACAUCAUCAAGUCCGAGCUGCCUCUUGUUAUCCAAACCUUCCUUGGACUGAGUCGCAAUACUGGAGACUGGUAUCUGAACGGUAAUGUGCUCAUUAUCAUAGUCACCAUCAGCCUCAUCUUCCCGCUGACACUCAUGAAACAUCUCGGCUACCUCGGUUAUACCAGCGGCUUCUCCUUGACUUGCAUGGUGUUUUUCCUUUGUUCGGUGAUCUACAAGAAGACUGUUAUCUCCUGCCCCCUGAACACCACGAUGACCCAUCCUGUCUACACCAAUGGCCACAACACAACAGAGGGGGACAUCUCGGGUACCUUCGAGGACAUGUGCAUCGCUAAAUUAUUCACAGUCAACUCACAGACGGCAUACUCCAUCCCGAUUGUGGCUUUCGCGUUUGUGUGUCACCCAGAGGUCCUGCCCAUAUACACAGAGCUGCGCAGGGCCACCAAGUCACGGAUGCAGAAUGUUGCCAACGUGUCAAUCUUUGCCAUGUUUGUUAUGUACCUGAUGACGGCCAUGUUUGGUUACCUGACGUUCUAUGGUCAGGUGGAGCCGGAGAUGUUACACACAUACAGUAACGUGGAUCCCCUGGACAAGCUGAUGCUGUGCGUGCGCCUGGCGGUGCUGGUGGCCGUCACGCUCACCGUUCCCGUGGUACUCUUUCCAAUCCGGAGAGCGAUCCAGCAGCUCCUCUGCCCGGGACAGGACUUUCGAUGGUGGCGUCACAUUGUCAUCGCCACGUGCCUGCUGACUGUUGUCAAUAUUCUGGUCAUCUUUGUCCCCAACAUCAAGGAUAUUUUCGGUGUCAUCGGUGCCACGUCGGCCCCCAGCUUGAUUUUCAUUCUCCCCAGUAUCUUCUACAUCCGCAUCGUCCCCAAUGAAAAGGAAGCGUUGACAUCACGGCCGAAGAUCCAGGCUGCCCUGUUUGCAUCCCUUGGCUUCGUUUUCAUGGUAAUGAGUCUGAGUUUCAUCAUCGUGGACUGGGUGACGACGGGCAAAAGCAACGUUGGAGGACACUAGCCAGCCACUCUCCCCCUCUCUCCUUGGACAUGGACAUUAGGAGGGCACUCUGGCUCACCGA